AUGCCAUUCAACAAAGAUCGCCUUUACCACUGGGCCUUACACAUCGGACCCAAACAUUCCACCGCUCAGAGUCUAGGAGUACGCUAUCACGCAAAAGAGCGACUCACCGUGGAAGGGAAGUCCGAGUUCAUCUUCGAAGAGAGCGAGGUCUCCCCGCAGAUGGUGCUUGUGUGCGUCGCGGUUGCGAAGAUCCUGAACAAAGACCGUACAGUGAAUAUUCUCCGCGAUACAGCUAUCGGCCAGGACUCACCCGGGUGGAACUGUGUGUCUUGGGUCCAGGAAGCCCUGCAUGCGCUGAAUGUCGAUUCACGAGCCCUGGGUGCGCGGAUACCAGACUGGGAGAGGGUGCGCGAUGCGGUGAUGGUGUAUUGCCAACGGAAGAAGGACCAGCAUCGAUUUAAUGGGAAGGGGAAUUUUGAUAAGAGUGUUGUUCCUACGUAG
This is a messenger RNA of Aspergillus uvarum CBS 121591, 441 nucleotides long. RefSeq lists its product as uncharacterized. The record is from RefSeq and is a predicted model, not a curated record. The transcript has 2 exons. NCBI's taxonomy places the organism in Eukaryota, Fungi, Ascomycota, Eurotiomycetes, Eurotiales, Aspergillaceae. The coding region runs from base 1 to 441 and encodes 146 amino acids.